This is a messenger RNA of Meloidogyne enterolobii, 732 nucleotides long. Lineage: Eukaryota; Metazoa; Nematoda; Chromadorea; Rhabditida; Meloidogynidae. The record is from the annotation of a GenBank genome assembly.
AUGAACUUCCCAAAAAAUAUUGAGGAAAUGAAAAUUACUCGUUAUUUCUUCCAAUUACUUUUUAACUGUGCUUUCGAAGUUUUUCAAGUUUCUCGUCUUAUAAUUAAUCCGCAAAUGAUUGAAUUAUUAUUUGAUGAAAAUAUAACAAAUCUACCUUUGCAAAUACAUUCACAAUUAAUCGACCUAUUUUUUUUUGGUGAUUAUUCUUUGAACUUCAUUUUGAACCAUUUGAUUGCUGAUGAUCUUAUCAUUGACUGUGACAUUGUAAAAGAUGUGGACCUUAUAUUUCAAAUUUUGGUAAAGGGAGACAAAUUUUCCAAUAUUACUCUUCUAUAUAUUAAUUCAAAAUCUUACUUUUUCAUUAUUGAGCGUAUAGAAACAUCACAGAACAUUUCUAAAAUUAUAAAAGAAAUCCAAUUCAUUUUUCUUGCUGGAUCGAAUAUUAAAAAUGAAAAAGCAAAAAAUAUUAAAAUCAAGAUUGAAGACAAGAAAAAAAUUUCAGAAUAUCAACUCUCUAAUAAAUACAAUCCAAAAAUGAAGUUUUCUGUAACCAAUGAAGAAUAUGCGUCUGGAUAUCGGAAUUCUGUAAUUAAGAGAAUUAAUUGAUAUAUGUAAAUUUAUUUAUAUAAUACACAUAGAAAGGAUGGGUCGGGUUGAGGACAAAAAGUUAGGGCGAAUCUCGGGUCUAAAAAAAUUACCAUCUACUUUCCCAUUAAACUACCCCGCUUUUCC